This is a messenger RNA of Eleginops maclovinus (Patagonian blennie), 3067 nucleotides long. Its product is annotated as asialoglycoprotein receptor 1-like. The coding region runs from base 294 to 2222 and encodes 642 amino acids. Gene Ontology annotation, molecular function: signaling receptor activity. NCBI's taxonomy places the organism in Eukaryota, Metazoa, Chordata, Actinopteri, Perciformes, Eleginopidae. The transcript has 9 exons. The record is from RefSeq and is a predicted model, not a curated record.
ACGGUGGCCGACAGGGGCAAAUGAACUACAACUUUCAAGAACUAUCCAAACACAAAUGUGCCGAAACAAAUGCAACUGAAGAAAUAUCUUCACCAACCUAAUGAGACUCUUGCAACACUGUCAGCGGUUUGACCUCAGUGGGAAGUAAAUCCGUGGGAAAAGGGAACCGAAUGCACAGAGGAUGAAAGAGUGGAGCCUGAGAGAUAACCACUCUGCGCAGCAACUUCAUGUGAUGCGGUCCUACUGAUACGGACUUCUUUUGACUUUCACAGAUCCAAAGAACGAUUAACAGAAUGGACUCAAUGGAAAUCGAUGACGACAUAUAUAUAAAUAAGCACCUCUCAAUGGACGGCCUCAUCACCAAAGGUGAUUUCCAGAGAAGAAAGAAGCCGUCUAGAUGUGCGUCUGUGUGUCUCGGGUUACUGUGUGCCGUCCUGCUGGCUGGUAACAUCGGACAGUUUGUUUACUAUGAGAUAUUCAGCCGUCCAGCGUCAGCAGACCCAGUGCAGGAAGGAUACGUUCAAGAUCGUCCGCAGAGCAGUGAUAACAAUUCAGCUGCAGAGAGGAAACAGUUAGAGACAAACAGACUGACAAACCUGACUAAAGAAAGGGACCAGCUGCACCAAAGUUACUAUUCUCUGACUGCUGAAAGAGAUGAGUUCAAGGCCAGUCUCAACAAUCUGAAAAGUGAAAGGGACGUGUUGCAAGCAAGUAAAGAGCAGCUACAGAGCAAUUACAGUGACCUUCAAAGACAGAAGGAUGAGAUCCAGACUGAGUUUAGUACGCUGAGCGCAAACAAAGAUCACUUACAGAGCACUUACACUUCACUGAAGACGAACCACGACCAGUUGCAACUUAGUUACGAUUCUGUAACUGCUGAGAGAGAUGGGUUCAAGGCCAGUUUCAAGAAUCUGCAAAAAGAAAAGGACCAGUUACAAGUAAGUUAUACCGUCUUAAAACAAAAGACCGAUCAGUUUCAGACUGAUCAAAAUGAUCUGACACAACAGCUACAGACCGACUACAGUCGCCUGCAAAGAGAAAAGGACGAGCUGCAGACUGAGUUCAGUACACUGACAGCAAACAGAGAUGAGCUACAGAGCAAUUACACUUCACUGAAGAUGAGUCAGGACGACUUGCAGAAAAGAUACAGUUCACUAAGUAUUAGUAGAAAUCUUCUUAAGGUCAGCUACGAUUCAAUGAGCGAAGACAAACAGCAAUGGCAAACCAGGUAUGACACUCUGCAGAGGGGACAACAGCAGCUAACUCUCAAACACAAUACCUUGCAGAAAGAAAAAGACGAGUUGCAGAGUUCCUUUAGUACGCUGAGAGCCAACAGAGAUCAGUUACAGAGCAAUUACACUUCACUGAAGACGAACCAUGACCAGUUGCAACUUAGUUACAAGUCUUUGACUGCUGAAAGAGAUGAGUUCAAAACCAGUUUUAACAAUCUGAAAAAAGAGAGCGAUCAGCUUCACACUAUCCAGCAAAAUCUGACUGCAAGCAAAGAGCAGCUAAAGAGCGAUUGCAGUCGCCUGCAAAGAGCAAAGAAUGGGUCAGAGACUUGGUUUUCAAGGCUGACAGUAAACAGGGAUCAGCUACAGAGCAAUUACACUUCCCUGAAUAGGAAGAAGGACCAGUUGCAGAAGAGCUACAAUACCCUUAGUAGGAGUAAUAACCUCCUUGAUGCAGCGCACAAGACACUACGGAUAUACAAAGAACAAUUGGAAACCAGGUUUAAAUCUCUGCAGAGGGAACACAGUCAGCAGCAAGCCAGUCACAGAAUCCUUCGGAGAGAAAAGGAUGAGCUACAGAAGAAGAUCGACAAAAUACGAGCCCGACCCUGUAAGAAAGGCUGGAAAAAGUUCGACAUCAGCUGCUACUUCGUCUCAUCUGUGGAGAAGAACUGGACCCUAAGCAGAGAGGAGUGCAUCGAAGAGGGAGCGGAUCUGGUGGUCAUAGAAAGCCAGGAGGAACAGCAAUUUGUCAAUAAGAUGAUGCUUGAAGCCCAAAAUGCCUGGAUUGGUCUGACUGACAGUCUGGACGAGGGGACUUGGAUGUGGGUGGACGGGACCGACGUCACCACAACGUUCUGGCAGCCCGGGCAGCCCAACAGCUACAAUGGGAACCAGGACUGUGGAGAGACCGUGCAGAAGAACCAAGGAGUCGGAGAGUGGAAUGAUGAUGGCUGCUUUGCUGAGCAGAACUGGAUCUGUGAAAACUAACAAGGAUCUACAGUUUUAGUUUCAGGGUGGCUUUGGACUCUUGAAACUAAUUAUUUAAUCAGUUACUAGCAAUUUAAUUCAGGGACACUAAAGUCAUUGUCACCUGUACUCUCGGUGCUACUGCCAGGUUUACUCACAAGAACAUCAGUUAUGUAUUAAUCCGCACAUGAAAAUAGUCCCUUGCAAAUAUAACAUGUAGUCCAGUUUCAGGAACAUUUACUAGAAACUACCUUUCAUAGCUGUUUGAGGAAAUCAUCUAGUCUUUUUCCAAAGUUAUAGUUGUAUUAUUAAAUAUUUGUGGAAAACUUUUAGAGGUUUUUAUCUUCAGUACAAAAUAUACUAUAAUGUCAGCCUUAUAGGAAACUGUUAAAAGGUUGGUUCACAUGAAUUUCUGUCAAAUAUAUAUAAAUUGUUUCAUUUAGUUGCCAAAGUUGUUCUUUAUUAAUGAGAGAUUUUGUCCUCCAGCCAUUGAUCAUUGUAUAUUAACUUUUGAUGGCUUUGAUUCAGAUCAUUCUUGAUCAUUUCAUACGGUGACCAAAUGAUUAGUUUUUAUUCAAAGUCUAUUCUACUAUAUUAUUCUAUGGCCUUUGGCAUUGCUUUAGAUAUGUUUGCAAAUUACCAUCUGUGUGAUUUAUGAAUAUGCAUGAAUAUGAAUGUAUAUUACAAAUAAUGUAUGUUACAAAGCACAUACAUACAGCAUUUGCAUACGGUAUGAAUAAUUAACUGCAUGUGUGUGUAAGGAUUAAAUGAACUCUCCUCCCUGCAUUUUCAUGGAGAAAUUCACCAUGUGAUGUGUGUGUUAAUGAAUCUGCUAAUUAAUUAUUAAAGGAAACUUGUUUUCUCUU